Molecule: messenger RNA, 4514 nt
Organism: Sarcophilus harrisii (Tasmanian devil)
Lineage: Eukaryota; Metazoa; Chordata; Mammalia; Dasyuromorphia; Dasyuridae
Gene: TRIM66
Product: tripartite motif containing 66
Exons: 21
Coding region: 247-3876 (1209 amino acids)
Molecular function (GO): protein binding; zinc ion binding
Source: RefSeq, a predicted model, not a curated record
CUGGAAAAUAUUGAUUGCAGUGACAUCAUCUGUAUAUUUGUAUUACCCAGGUUUUCUCUAUUUCCUAUUAUCAUGGAGAGCUGGAUAUAAAUGACAUUGGAGCUAAUCUCUUGAAGAGAAUAGUCAGAGAAGAAUUGCUCUGUCUCAUCAGGAAUCACCUCCUGCUCUGUCUGCCUAUGGACCUGCAUUACCAGAGAUGUAGCUGAAAAUUCCUUUCUCCAGAGUUUCUCUACUACAUAUCCCAUUAUGGCUAGGAGCUGCUCCGAGUGCAAGGAGAAGAGGCCAGCACACAUUCUCUGCACCUACUGCAACCGCUGGCUGUGCAGCUCUUGCACGGAGGAACACCGCCAUGCCAAGGACCUGGCCGACCAUUUUCUUUCCCUGGCGCAGAAGGGAUCUUCAGGAAUGGACAGUGGGUCCAGUGAUUCUUCCUCGUACUGCCCAUUGCAUGGUCAAGAGGUUCUCAAGUUGUUCUGCGAGACCUGUGAUGUCCUCACAUGCCAUAGCUGCCUGAUGAUUGACCACAAAGAUCACAGGUGCAGACAUGUAGAAGAGGUUUUGCAAAACCAAAGAAUGCUUCUGGAAAGUGUGACCACUCAAGUGGAGCAUAAGAAAACUGGGUUGCAGGCGUCUGCUAAACAGAUUGAAGACAGGCUAUUUGAAGUCAAGCAUCUUCACAGGAAAGUGGAAAACCAGAUCAAAAUGGCCAAGAUGGUUCUGAUGAAUGAAUUAAACAAACAAGCCAAUGGACUUUUGGAACAGCUGGAGGGACUCACUAAUGAAAGGAAGCAGAAACUGGAGCAGCAAUUGCAAAGUAUCAUGGUCUUAAAUCGCCAGUUUGAGCAUGUGCAGAACUUUAUCAACUGGGCAGUCUGCAGCAAGAACAGCAUCCCCUUUCUCUUCAGCAAAGAACUGAUUGUAUUUCAGAUGCAGCGUUUGCUGGAAGCAAGUUGUAACACAGAUGCUGGUCCCCCGUGGAAGAUCAGGUUUACCUGGGAGCCUUCCUUCUGGACAAAGCAGCUGGCAACUUUAGGCUGCAUAACAACGGAAAGCGGACCACUGCCCCGUCCAGAAGCCCUCAGCUAUGGAAAUAUGCAAGGGUCAUCUUUCUAUCAUAGUCACCUCUCCCCGGUUACCCAGCAGGAUCCUCUUGGCAGCCAGCCCCAUAAAUUCCAAACUUCAGGCCCGUGUUCCACACCAGUCUGCUGUUCCCACUGUCCCCCUGCCCUCCAUGUGCACAAAAGCCAGGCCCUGCACCCGAGCGCACACCAUCCCCAGAGCUUUAGACAACCCUCGGAGAUGCAGCCUCCAGCACACACGUCUGCCCAGUAUACGCCGGCAGCACCACCCAGUGAGAAAGAGCAGACCUGCAGUCCCCCUCCUGUGAAGCUGAUGCAGCCCUGGCUGGACCCUCAGCUGCACACCGAGCCAGAGAGCACGCCCCAGGGAUUGGGCAAGCUCUCUCAUGCACAACCCCUGCAGCAAGGCCCACAUCCGGCCUGUGCAGGGGCACCACCAGCACACACCCAGCACACUCAGUGUCCCCUACAGGCCCCCUCCGUCCAGGUCCAAUUUGGUCACCAUCAGAAACUAAAGUUCAGCCAUUUUCAGCAGCACCAGCAGCUGCCCCCGCCUCAGCCACCACAGCCACUGCCCCCACAACAACAGCAGCAGCAGCAGCAGCAGCCGCCACCACUGCCACCGCCUCCACUGCCUGCGGGUCAGCAUGAGAGUGCCCAUGAACCUGUUCUGCAUCCCAGUCUGGACAUCAUGCACCAUAAGUUUGAGCUGGAGGAAAUGCAAAAGGACCUGGAGCUUCUUCUUCAGGCUCAACAACCCAGUUUACAGCUCAAUCAGACCAAGUCACCUCAGCAUGUACAGCAAACCAUUGUGGGCCAGAUAAACUACAUAGUGAGGCAGCCAGCCCCACUUCAGCCAGUCCAAGAGGAAGUCUCUCAGGCUUGCGAUGAGCCCAGUGUGCCUGAAGGCCCAAAGCCAGUCCCACCUCUCGACAGAACUGUCAUCCCUCCCCUGUCCCAGGCCAUGGCAGAAGAUGCCCCUAUCAGCGUGCACCCUCUGGACAGCACCAUGCAGCCCUCUUCUCCCAACCCAGUGAGAAAGCGCUCAGCCUCAGUGAGUAUAAUGGGAUUCUCCAACACGCUGGAAAUGGAACUGUCAUCCUCAAGAACAGGGAGGUCAAUGGAGCCCCAGAUCCAGAGUGUGAGCAGCCUGACCCCUAGCUCCUGCUCCCACAGCGUGGUCCCUACCUCUGACUCACAGCCAGAAACAGUGCCCACUUAUGCUCCAGCAGUCACCUGGGUCCUGCACCCUGGGGAAGGGGCCAGCCACUUGUCUUUGGGAGAUGUUCUCUUGGGUAAUGCGCCCUGCAAGAUGGAAAAUGAGGAUUCCAGGCCUAUUAAUGAUUCUCUGGGACACAACACAGCAGCUGCCUGCCCAGAUGCUCAGGAAGAAUUAGUUCUUCCUUUACAAAAAAUUCUGGAGGAACCGAUUAAUCUCUCAGUGAAGAAACCCCUGCUUCUUACCUCUCCCCCAGUGCCAGCCGUCAGUGCCUCUCCCCUGCCAUCCACAACUGCAAAGCCUCUUUGGCACACAGAAGAAAGGAGGGGCCAAGUCACUGCUGCAUUAAAAUGUGUGGAGAGACCCAAGGCUGGUUCCAGUGGAACACUGAAUGGAGACUAUAAUUGUGGCAGUUCUGAACAGGAGCCAUUUGAGACAGACACGAAUGAGAAUCCAAAUAUCAGGACCUACCCCAAAGAGCUGAAGAUUCCCUACGUACGUCUAGAGCGCCUCAAGAUCUGUUCAGCAGCCUCGGGCGAGUUGCCUGUGUUUAAACUGCAGAGAGAGCAAGAUGGGACCCUCCUGCUGGUCAUUGAAUGUGGUGCGGAAUCGUCUAGCAUGUCCAUCAAGAUCAACCAGGACAGUUUGCCAGAUGCUCUGAAGCCGACCAUUGACAAUGGAGGAGAGAGAAAUGUCUCUGUAGGCUUCCCUGCUGGACAGAAACUGCCAUUGUUUGGAACCCCCUCUCCUGGGGAACAAAGAAGCCACUGUAAUCCCGGAGCCAAAAAGUCUCCCUCAGUCCCCAAUACAGACCCCAUUGAGAAUGAGGACUUCUGUGCUGUGUGUCUGAAUGGAGGGGAGCUGCUUUGUUGUGACCACUGCCCCAAGGUGUACCACCUCUCCUGCCAUGUUCCUGCCCUGCUCAGCUUCCCCGGGGGCGAGUGGGUAUGCACCCUCUGCCGGAGCCUAACAAAGCCAGAGGUGGAAUAUGACUGUGACAAUACUCGAUACAGCCAUGCGGGUCUUGGAGGACGUGUACUUCCUGGCCUGAGCGAAUAUGACCAGAAGAAAUGCGAAAAGCUGGUGUUGUCCCUGUGCUGCAGCAGCCUCAGUCUCCCUUUCCAUGAGCCUGUCAGCCCUCUGGCUCGGCAUUAUUAUCAGAUCAUCAAGAGACCCAUGGACUUAUCCAUCAUCCGGAGAAAGCUCCAAAAGAAGGACAUGGCCCACUACGCGAGCCCGGAGGAGGUGGUGGCUGACGUCCGCCUCAUGUUCUGGAACUGUGCGAAGUUCAAUUAUCCGGACUCGGAGGUCGCCGAGGCAGGCCGAUGCCUGGAGGUCUACUUCGAGGGCCGGCUCAAGGAGAUCUACCCGGAGAGACUCUUUGCUCGGCCGAGGCAGGAGGACUCGGACGCGGAGGAGGCCGAGCACGAGCGCGGCGGCUCCCGGGCUCCGCAGGGAUUCCCGUGGCCCGCCUACGGGCACGAGUCCGCGCAGCCCAAGCGGCGGCGGCGCCACACGGAGAGCGAGAGAGCCAAAAGGCUCUCCUUCCGUCUGGCCGGCGGCUUCCCCCAGGUGUGACAGGACGCGGGCCGAGCUCCGGCCUCCCCGGCCCGGCCUCUCCCCGCCACCCUGCGGGCCGCGCCCUCUGGAGACUUUGGAUCCGCCAGUGUCCCUGAGCAGCCUCCGGGGGGCAGCCGCGUGCGAGCCCUAGCCGUGAAACGGGGGAUCCCGCCGGGGCCGCCGCCCGCGGCCGUCCCCGAGUCUCGGGCCGCGCCCCGUCCCCUGGCCGGCGGCGCCUUGUGCCGUGUUUGUCUGUGCGCAGGCGGCGCGAGGGAAGCGGGGCUUUUGGCAGAGACAGCCGCUGGUCCCCGGCGGUGUGGGACCCUCCCAGGGAAUCCCGGGCACCUUUGGCCUAAGACGCCGCAAGAUGGCCUCCUUGCCCCGUGCUGCCCAGCGCCCCGCACAGCCCCCUCCUCGGGGUAAGCGGACGGGAGGGAGGGAGGAGGAGGAGGAGGGUCCUGCCCCCUUUGCCUUCGGGUGUUGUGCCCGCUGUGUGGCCUGGUGAGGGCCGUUAACGCGGAUGCUUAAUCUCUCUCUGGUGCGGGGAGGGCAGCCGCGUCCGCCCUUCUCUCCCCCCCCCCCCCCCCCCCCCCCCCCCCAGCCUGCCUGUAAUCUCCCUGGAUCAGUAAAUUUGUUUUUUGUGGGGACAAUUCUCC